UCUCCUGCAGGGGAGGGCAACCUGAGACUUGCGCACUCGCCUCGUCCAGGCAGCGCAGGAACUCGGAGGCUUCCGUAGAGGGAGGGAGAAAGAUGGCGGCGGCAGCACUGGAACGUUUGGGUGCAUUAUGGAUGCAGAAUCUGAGGGGGAAGCUGGCCUUAGGACUUCUUUCAUCUCACAGCGUUUUACCCCAGUCACAUAUCCACACAACUGCAUCUCUGGACGUAUCUCGAAAAUGGGAAAAGAAGAAUAAAAUUGUUUAUCCUCCACAAUUGCCUGGUGAACCUCGGCGACCAGCAGAAAUCUACCAUUGUCGAAGGCAAAUAAAAUACAGCAAAGACAAGAUGUGGUAUUUGGCAAAGUUGAUACGAGGAAUGUCCAUUGACCAGGCUUUGGCUCAAUUGGAAUUCAGUGACAAAAAAGGGGCCCAGAUAAUUAAAGAGAUUCUCUUAGAAGCACAAGAUAUGGCAGUGAGAGACCACAAUGUGGAAUUCAGAUCCAAUUUAUAUAUAGCUGAGUCAACCUCAGGGCGAGGCCAGUACCUGAAACGCAUCCGAUACCACGGCAGAGGUCGCUUUGGGAUCAUGGAGAAGGUUUAUUGCCAUUAUUUUGUGAAGUUGGUGGAAGGCCCUCCACCUCCACGUGAGGCACCGAAGACGGCGGUCACCCAUGCCAAGGAGUAUAUUCAGGAGCUUCGUAACCGGACCAUUAUUCACACUCUGUGAUGGGGGGUUCAGAUUCCACAGUGUAUAUAUUUUGCCAUUUAUUUUCUAAAACGAGACAAAUUAAAGACAAAUGCUUUUUAUGA
This is a messenger RNA of Leopardus geoffroyi (Geoffroy's cat), 808 nucleotides long. RefSeq names its product mitochondrial ribosomal protein L22 (gene MRPL22). NCBI's taxonomy places the organism in Eukaryota, Metazoa, Chordata, Mammalia, Carnivora, Felidae. Gene Ontology annotation, biological process: ribosome assembly; translation. The transcript is spliced from 7 exons. Gene Ontology annotation, molecular function: structural constituent of ribosome. Gene Ontology annotation, cellular component: mitochondrial large ribosomal subunit; ribosome. Bases 93 to 725 code for a protein of 210 amino acids. The record is from RefSeq and is a predicted model, not a curated record.